Molecule: messenger RNA, 2175 nt
Organism: Phyllotreta striolata
Lineage: Eukaryota; Metazoa; Arthropoda; Insecta; Coleoptera; Chrysomelidae
Source: the annotation of a GenBank genome assembly
UAUUUAAUAGGUUAUAUACAGUGGGAUUGGAAUUCUACCGUUACAUUUUUUCUUUAUAUUUUUAAUUCAGUCUCGUUGUUAUUCAGGUGGUUGUGUAGGUUGUACAGGUUGCCCAGGUUGUCCAGGCUGGCCAGUUGUUCCGCCGCCGCCGCCGCCACCGCCUACUUGUGCCCCAAGACCUCCUCCUUGUCCACCUAAACCUCCUCCUUGUCCGCCUAAACCUCCUCCUUGUCCGCCUAAACCUCCUCCUUGUCCACCUAAACCUCCUCCUGGUCCACCUACACCUCCUCCUUGUCCGCCUAAACCUCCUCCUUGUCCGCCUAAACCUCCUCCUUGUCCGCCUAAACCUCCUCCUGGUCCACCUACACCUCCUCCUUGUCCGCCUAAACCUCCUCCUUGUCCGCCUAAACCUGGUCCACCGACGCCGCCUCCUAGCCCGCCGAGACCUCCACCUAAUCCACCUCCUGCGCCGCCUUUACCGCCACCGGUCGCGUCUUCGUCCGAAGCUACAUCGGUAGCUCCGGGUAGUCCGGGUUGGCCGGUUUUUCCGCCGCCGCCUCCGCCUCCGCCUCCUAGCGCUCCGCCUUUACCGCCUCUACCUCCUGCGGUGUCUUCCUCUUCCUUCGCCAGCGCCUCGUUGACCGAUCUGAUGAUGCUAGAUUUUCUGUUUGCGCCGGGAAGUUGUCCGGCUGAGCCUCCUUUGCCGCCGGUGAAGGUUUCCUGCUUGGCUGGUUCUUCGGGUUCUUGGGCAGCGGCAGGAGUGUCUGCUGUCACCGGAAUCGGAGUACUGGCGGCUCCCUUGCUGGCCUUAGCGCCUUUUCCGCCGGGACCUCCGGCUCCUGCUCGACUGGUUCUCGUGUCCCGGCUCGCUCUCGUCCCGCCUCCUGCUUUGGGAGGUUGCCCGGUUUGGUCUUCGUCUGCAGCUGGUGAAUCAGCCGCGGGUUUGUCGCUCGCCAUGGAUGCUCUUGUAUAAACUAUAAAACUCUGGUAAUUUUGAAGCCUCUCGCUUGUCGCAAUCGAACGAAUUGGAGGCUCUAACGCGUAACCUCUUUUCCACGUUGGAUUUGACGUUGUCACAAUUCCGUCACAUUUCUAUAUAUCGCCGGUACAUUUUCGUGGUUGUUCAGAGAUUUUCGAAAAAUAACAAAAAAAUUCUUCGUGUUUCCAUUCGCGUCUUCCGUUUCCCCCAUUCCGACCUACGAUCAUGAAUCCCAUCGAUGAAAUCCUCAACGACGACGACGACGACCUGGACAAAUCGCAGUCAUCGUUCUCCUGCGUUAGCCAAAUGGAGAGCGUCGCCGAGGAGUUCGAUCGCUGCAAAAAUCCCCUGCAGGACAUUGCCGAGAUCCUCAGAUUGAAAGGCGGCAAGCCCAAACGUUCCAAAAUAUGCCCUGACUGCGAGGCCGCCAAGGCGGACAAAGAACUCAAACUGGCCUCCGCCACCAAAAAGAAAGAGCUGCGCGAGGCGAUGGCGAUGAGCAGCCGGUGCGCCCUGCACGAGCAACGCGACAGCGAGCAGAGCGACACCGCCCCCGUCGCCGCCCCCGCCCCCGCCAUCGUGGAGGUCCCGCCGGAGCCGGCGGCGGUCGCGACGGAGGGCGAGCCCGUCGCCGACGUGGGCGAGCCGGAGCCGGAGGCGGUCGUGGAGCGGCGCAAGUCGAAGAUGAAGAGCGUGCUGAAGUUCGCGCGGCUGUCGCGCUCGGAGGUGGACGUGCCGGAGGCGACGGUGACGCGGACGGACGAGCAGCCCGGCACGUCGGGCUUCCAGGGCAGGGACAAGAAGGAGGGGUGGUUCCCGCGCGUCGGGAUGCAUUCCACCGAGAUCUACAAGCUGGCCAUGUUCCUGCUCUUCUACAACGUGUUUACUUCGUUCAGAUAGACGUGGGGGAGGUUAUUCCGAGCGAUUGUUUGCACUCGAUGGAUUUUUUUUAUACAACUAUAUAACUUACUAAACGACUGCUGAAUUUUAUUCGAACGUUUGUUUCUUUUAUUUUACCGAAAAUACAGGUUGCUCCAUUUUUGAUUGCAAUAUAAGUUAUAUAGGCCAUGGGUGCGAUAAAGACAACUUCCAUUAGACACUUACAAAGGAAAAGGAAAGAGUGACAUUUGUGUCAUUACAACUUUUCACUCUGACAACUGUCAUUUUAAUAACCUUUCUUUGUUCCACUCAUAGAA